Procambarus clarkii (red swamp crayfish) is the source of this 1661-nucleotide messenger RNA. Lineage: Eukaryota; Metazoa; Arthropoda; Malacostraca; Decapoda; Cambaridae. The record is from RefSeq and is a predicted model, not a curated record.
GAGAGGGCGCUGGUGCACAAUGUGUCAGAGGGCGUCAUCGUCAGCAACCAGAGCUUGGUGCUGCAGAGGGUGACCAGAACCCAAGCUGGACGCUACGCUUGUCUGGCGCACAACGCCGUCGGCGCCGGACUCUCAAACACACUCACCCUCGACGUUAAGUAUGCACCAGUGUGCUCGCCUGGUCAAGUGACGUCCUACGCCGUAGAGCGCUACGAGGACGCCGAAGUGACCUGCUCCGUGGAGGCCAACCCCAUCCAGGAGUCCUUCCAGUGGACGUUUAACAACACGGCCGACACCAUUGACGUGCCCCACGGCCGCUUCAGCACCCUGGCCAGCCACAGCGUCAUCACCUACACGCCCAUGACCGCCUUCGACUACGGCACCCUCCUGUGCUGGGCCACCAACGAGAUCGGAGACCAGAAGGAGCCAUGUGUCUUCCAUAUCGUGCCCGCAGGUAAGCCGGAGCCGCCGGGUAACUGCACGCUUGGGGCCAGGACUCGUACCUCCGUCAGAGUGCAGUGUGUGGCGGGCAGCAGCGGCGGCCUGCCCCAGCACUUCCUCCUGCAGGCCAGGUCGCAGGCGCCUCAACACCACCAUCAGCUUAACUUUACCUCCACCUCCCCGGAGUUCUACGUGGAAGGUCUCCAGGUGGAGGGGAAGUACCAGCUGCUGAUGAGAGCCGUCAACGACAAGGGCUCCAGCAGCGCCACCCAGCUCACCGUGGCCAGCAGCGGCACCAACAACUCGGUCUACCAGCUGCACGACGGGCCACUGGAAGCUGAGGUCCGGGACGGCGGGCAGACGGGCGUGGGCAGCGAUGGCGGGGCAGCGGGCACCAACCACACUGCCUCCCUCUUCCCAAGCCUCGCCCUGCCCUCGCUCUUCAUGGGGGCGCUGGGCACGGGCUCGGGGCUGGUGUUCGUGGUGAUCGUCUCGCUGCUCUGCGUCGCCUACCACAAGAGGAGAGUGUCGCACCAGCCAGGCCCCCUGGCGGACCCCCUGCACCACACGGAGGCCAGGGACACCCCCAGGGGCGCCAGCAAGUGCACCCUCACCUCUCCUACACUGACCCCUGAGCAUCAUAUCACCUGCCUAGAGAGGGACAUGCAGGUCAGUUUAUUGUGGCCUCAUUAAGCCGCUGUUCAGUGUAAUUUUCUGUGCGGAACUUGUGUAUAUAAUGUAAUCAAAUAAGUCGCUAUCCUUAUCAAUAAUUCGAACAUAAUUUUUAUAUCAGGUGGCCCUUGAUUGUCGCGAAUUUGGAUCGUAGGAAUUUGAGCCUAAAUGAUUUUGUUAACACAGUUAUCUGUGGAUUCGUACAUGUACGAGUUGGAACAAUAUGUGGAAUCGUAUGUACACAAGUUAGUACACGAUGGGGAUUCGUACGUUCACGAAUAUGUACGUAAAGAGGAUUUGUACGUACAUAAGAUAGCACAUAAUGUAGAUUUAUACAUACGCGUGUUGGUACAAAAUGUGGGGUUUGGAUGUUCGCGAGUUUGCACAUAAUGAGAAUUCAUUCGUAUUUGAGUUAGUACAUUGUACACAGUAAGCAACAUGAUUUUGUAAUGUGUAAAGUUUUGUAAUGUCUUGGUAAUCAACAUGAUCUUGAGCCCCCCUCACAAUUAUCUUUGUGUUUUGUAGACUUUAUAAACUACAUUCUCGCA